Molecule: messenger RNA, 2288 nt
Organism: Drosophila grimshawi
Lineage: Eukaryota; Metazoa; Arthropoda; Insecta; Diptera; Drosophilidae
Product: transcriptional repressor scratch 1
Exons: 3
Coding region: 505-1824 (439 amino acids)
Source: RefSeq, a predicted model, not a curated record
AGUUCUUCCUGAGCUCUCGCUGCGUUCGUUUACUAUAAAAAAAAAAAUAAAAUAAAAAAAACAGAAAUAAUUAGAGAGAGAACGAACGCGAUCGUCGCCCCCCCUUUGUAUCUCGACAUCUCGACAUUGCCUGCCUGCCUGAUCCGUACUAGUGAGGAUCGGGCCCAAAACACUUGUGCAUUACGCGGUAUCUCGAAUUGAAUCUUUGUAUCACUGUAUCUGUUAUUGAAUUCGUCUUCGUCGCUUCUGAAGAAAUUCGUGAAAAUCGCUUGCGAACACAACAUUCUAUAGGGUGGCUCGAGGUGCGGCGGAGCGUGGUGAUAUAUUAUUGAUUUCACAUCGACAACCAACAUUCGCAGCUGAGUCAUCACACACAGUGAGAGGCAACAGAUUCCGUUCUCAUAGGACACGCUUUGGUUAAUCUACCCUCAGGGAGGGGUGGGAGGAUUUGGUCUGACGGAUUUAUUACCCGAUUCACACAACAAUCGCUUCGGUUAGGACGACAUGACGAAGGAUCAGCAGGUGACGCCCAUACCUGAGGAGCUGUACAAUCUCACCCAGCUGGCGAACGUGACACUGGCGGCAGGACCGCUUACCACACCAGCCAAGUCUAGUCCCAUUUCUGCCAACAACAAUAACUUCUAUGCCUCAUCGGAUGAUGACUCCACUUACAACUCGUACAGCCACAAGGUGUUCGAUCGCAGGAAACUGCGUCGCUGCACCAUUUCCGAUUCCAAUUCCUGUGCCAGCAGCACCACCAGCAACAGCAGCAGCAGUCGCCACUCCAGCGAGCAAUCACCUCCUGCCCAGGACAACAGUAGCCUAACAAUGCUGGACGAUGAGCACAUUUGUCCCGAGUGCGGCAAGAAGUAUUCCACCUCCUCAAAUCUGGCGCGCCAUAGACAAACCCACAGGUCAAUUAUGGACAAGAAGGCGCGUCACUGUCCGUAUUGUGAGAAGGUGUACGUCUCGAUGCCAGCGUUCUCGAUGCAUGUGCGUACGCACAACCAGGGCUGUGAGUGCAAUGUCUGUGGCAAGUGCUUCUCGCGUCCCUGGCUGCUCCAGGGCCAUAUACGCACCCAUACCGGCGAGAAACCGUUCAAGUGCAGCGUCUGCAACAAAGCCUUCGCCGACAAGUCCAAUCUUCGUGCCCACAUUCAGACGCACUCGAACACGAAGCCGCACACGUGUGCCCGCUGUGGCAAGGCCUUUGCCCUCAAGUCGUAUCUGUACAAGCACGAGGAGUCCUCAUGCAUGAAGAAUCGCAACAACAGCAGCAACAACAGCAGCAGCAGCAGCAGUAGCAGUAGCAACGAGACAACCACAGUGCAGCAGCAGCAUCAACCCGAACUGGAUGCAAUGACUGCAACAACAACAGCAACAACAACACCAUCAGCUGGUCAAUCCUUGCCAGAUUCGGCCAAAUUAACGCUGGCGCACAAGUUGCUGCAGAAGGAGAAGGAUCGCAGGCAGGCGCAGGCUGUAGCUCAAGCUCAGGCACAGGUUGCUCUGGCUUAUGGCUAUCCUGGGCAUGGUGGACACGCAUCUCGACUAGGCAAUCUGGAGCAUUAUGAUAGCUACAAGCGCAAUGGCAUUAUUCAGCCCACUGUGCUGCAGCAUCCCAGUGCACUGUAUCAGGAGCAUAUGCUGCCACUACCGCUGCCGCUGCCACUGCCCCUGCCCAUGGCCUAUCCGCAGCACCAACAGCAGCAGCAGCAGGAUCAAGAGCAACCCGUGGACUUUUCGCCCAAGAACAAUUUUACGCACUCGGCCAAGACGAGUCCGUUCGAGCUGACUGGCAAUUAUGCAACAAUGGUCGCCUAGCCACGCCCCCUAGGCAGACGCCCAGUCUGACUGUAAAAGACAACUGAGAGACAGAUUUAGAAUUUGAAAUGCCAAAAACAACAAGAAAACGAUCCCAAAAAAAGAAAGAAAGAAAGAGAGAAAAAAACACAAAGGAGAUAAAAAAGAAAACCCAUUUUGCAUUCGAUUUUAGGAGCUUACUGUAGUAAACAAAUAUGUGAUAAAUAUGAAAAAGAGCAAAAGUACCGUUAGAGAGUAGUCGAUUCCAAAAAUGCAAAAGAUCAAAAAGCGCUAACACAGAACUUAAUAACAAAAAUAUUACUCACACACACAGAGACAUACACAGACAUAAAUGCAUACAUAUAAUCGAUCUUCAUUUUAGUUGUAACGAGGAUUUAGAGACUUGCAAAAACAUAUAACCAGUAUUUUCUUAGCACUACUUAAACCACAUUAUAUACAUGCAUGCAUACACACAUACGAUAUAU